Oncorhynchus kisutch (coho salmon) is the source of this 7906-nucleotide messenger RNA. Its product is annotated as EMAP like 4. NCBI's taxonomy places the organism in Eukaryota, Metazoa, Chordata, Actinopteri, Salmoniformes, Salmonidae. Bases 403 to 3585 code for a protein of 1060 amino acids. The transcript has 24 exons. Gene Ontology annotation, molecular function: microtubule binding. Gene Ontology annotation, biological process: microtubule cytoskeleton organization. The record is from RefSeq and is a predicted model, not a curated record. Gene Ontology annotation, cellular component: mitotic spindle.
UUUGUGUGAGCGUGCAUCGGUGGCACUGUGUGUUAGCGCAUGUCGGGGAGACAGCAGACCCAGACGAGAGAGAACGAGUGGGAGACAAAAAGCAUUCUCUCUGCACACAGACAACCAAGAAUCAUUCUGCCUGCUGUCAAGGAAGACUAGUACCGGAUAUUUAAAAAAAAGUAACAAAGGAAAUAGACUCAAGAAAGCGAGAGCGAGGAAAAACUGGACUGCCUAAGACGAGGAAUAUUCUAUCACUCACUCACUCACGUGUGUGUGUGUGUAUAUACAGUCACACACACACAGCAGACUUCUAUCGGUGAAGCCAGCAAACUCACUCACACUCUCAGACAGUAAAAAAAGGAGGAAGCUGCCUGGAUCUUGCCAAAGAGGUGUGUGUGCAGCGAGAGGAGAAUGGAGGAGGGCUCGGUGUCUGUGGCCCCAGCAUGCAACUCUACGACCACCAACGCGGUGCUGAACAACCACUGCGCCGAUGACAGUAUCUCAGCGGCGAGUGCGUCUGACGUGCAGGACCGUCUGUCGUCUUUGGAGCUGCGUGUCCAGCAGCAAGAGGAUGAGAUCACCGUGAUGAAGGCGGCGCUGGCCGACGUUCUGCGACGCCUGGCGCUCUCCGAGGACACGGCCACCACCGCCAAGAAACAGACUAGCACCAAAGGCCAGACUCCCAUGCGCGAGGCCUACUCUAUGUCCUGCAUCGCCAACGGCAGCUCCAGCAGCCGCAAGCCCAGCCACAGAGACCGAGACAGCUCCACAGUUUCCGUCACCAGGAAGGAUACCUUCUCCUCAGCUGCCAAGAGCGGUCAGACAGCGGAGAGGAAAAAGGACAAGCCUCAGAUGGAGGGCAUCAAGGAGAAGGAGGAGGGGCCCUCCCAGCCCAACCAGGCUAACGAUAAACCCUCCUCUGCCAGCCCCGUACAGCCCUCUCCGUCCCCCUCCGUCUCCAGCCACCCCCCCUCACCCCACCCCCCUCAGUCCCAAAGGCAGGCCCCGGAGAGCAAGGGCACCUCCCCAGCCAAAAGGGGUCACAGUGCGAAGCGAGGCACGGGAAUGGAGCGUUCACAGAGUAGUACCUGGGAGAGUGGUGAGGAGAGCAGGAACAAGCUGGUGAAGGCUGCUUCCACCUCCAAACUGCUGGCCAAGGUGGUGAAGAACGCAGACAAGCAUAAAGACCCAGUGAUCAGCCAAGCCAAAAUGUCAACCCGUGAGAAAAACAGCCAAGCAGAGGGAGAUUACAUCAAGAUGUUCAUGCGAGGUCGCCCCAUCACUAUGUUCAUCCCCGCGGACGUGGAGAACUAUGAGGACGUGCGCACAGAGCUGCCUCCUGAGAAACUCAAACUGGAGUGGGUGUAUGGCUACAGGGGGAGAGACUGCAGAGCCAACGUGUACCUGCUCCCUACAGGGGAGAGUGUAUACUUCAUAGCCUCCGUGGUCGUGCUCUUCAACUACGAGGAGAGAACACAGCGCCACUACCUUGGCCACACUGACUGUGUCAAAUGCCUUGCCGUUCACCCCGAUAAGAUCCGCAUUGCCACGGGACAGAUUGCGGGAGUGGACAAGGACGGCCGGCCGCUGCAGCCCCACGUGAGGGUGUGGGACUCUGUGAGCCUGUCCACCCUGCAGGUCAUCGGCCUGGGCACGUUUGAGAGAGGGGUGGGCUCCCUGGCCUUCUCCAAGGCGGACUCCGGUACACACCUGGCGGUGAUUGAUGAUUGUAACGACCACAUGUUGACUGUCUGGGACUGGCAGAAGAAAUCCAAAAUUGCUGAAAUCAAGUCUACAAAUGAGGUGGUCCUUGCGGUGGAGUUCCACCCUACUGAUGCCAACACCAUAGUAACCUGUGGCAAGUCACACAUCUUCUUUUGGACCUGGGCUGGCACCUCGCUGGCACGCAAGCAGGGCAUCUUCGGGAAAUACGAGAAGCCCAAGUUUGUUCAGUGUCUGGCCUUCCUCAACAACGGAGACAUCCUGACUGGAGACUCUGGAGGCGUCAUGUUGAUAUGGAGCCGGAGCACAGUGGAGCCGGCCCCAGGGAAAGGCCCCAAAGGUGCGUACCAGAUCAGUCGUCAGAUCAAGGCCCAUGAUGGCAGUGUGUUCACUCUGUGUCAGAUGAGGAACGGGACCCUGCUGACCGGAGGGGGCAAGGACCACAAGAUCAUCCUGUGGGACCACGGCCUCAACCCAGAGAGGGAAAUAGAGGUCCCUGAUCAAUAUGGAACCAUUCGUGCUGUGGCUGAGGGCAAGGGCGAGCAGCUUUUGGUGGGCACGUCGCGUAACUUCGUCCUGAGGGGGACGUUUAAUGACGGCUUCCAGGUGGAAGUCCAGGGUCACACAGACGAGCUGUGGGGGCUGGCCUCUCACCCCUUCAAGGACCUGUUUCUCACCUGUGCCCAGGACAGGCAGGUGUGCCUGUGGAACUCUGUGGACCACUGCUUAGAAUGGACCAGGCUGCUGGAUGAGCAUGGACACUGUGCAGACUUCCACCCUAGUGGUGCUGUUGUGGCCAUCGGUACUCACUCAGGAAAGUGGUACGCUCUCGAUGCGGAGACCAGAGACCUGGUGGCCAUUCAUACAGACGGCAAUGAGCAGCUGUCAGUCAUACGCUUCUCCGUAGAUGGCACCCUGCUGGCAGUGGGAUCACAUGACAACUUCAUUUACCUCUACACCGUGUCGGACAAAGGACGCAAGUACACCAGAUACGGGAAGUGCAUUGGACAUUCCAGCUACAUCACACAUCUUGACUGGUCCCCCGACAACAAGUUCAUCAUGUCCAACUCAGGAGACUAUGAGAUCCUCUACUGGGACAUUCCAAAUGGCUGCAAGUACAUCCGUAACCGUUCUGAGUGUAAGGACAUUGACUGGGCCACCUACACCUGUGUGCUGGGCUACCAUGUCUUCGGAGUGUGGCCUGAGGGUUCCGAUGGCACAGACAUCAACGCCCUGAUCAGAUCCCACAACAGGAAGGUGAUCGCUCUGGCUGAUGACUUCUGCAAAGUGCACCUCUUCCAGUACCCCUGUGCCAGACCCAAGGCACCGAGCCACAAAUAUAGCGCCCACAGCAGUCACGUGACUAAUGUGACCUUCAUGCACAACGACAGUCACUUGGUGUCCACGGGCGGGAAAGAUACCAGUGUCAUGCAGUGGCGUCUGGUGGAGAAGACCCCCUCAUUGGUCCCCAGCGACUCUUCCCUCUCUCUGGGGGAGGGGCUCCUGCAUAACUCCAACCCCCGCGUCACCAUCCCAGCGGUGCCCCUGACGCCCACCCCCACCGAGCCGGCCGUGACACCAAUCGCAACCCAAACUCCGCCCUGCGUCCUCGACCUGACCUCUGACCCCCCAGCGGUGCCCUGCGGGGAUACGGCCAUCGUCACGCCUCCCCCACCACCCACCAAGCCCACGACCAAUGGACGGCAGGAGAGCUCCCCUGAAACCCCUCCCUCAUCCGGGAUGACCCCACCCCACUCAGAGUCUACCCCACCCCCCUCCCACAGCACGCUGAGCCCCAAGGACAGCCUGGACCCCAGCGAUGACACGGCCACUCCUAGCGACGAGGGCCGCCCUUUCACCCCACCCUCGUAAAGAGCGUCACUUGUGAUGCAGCCUAGUGCGCUCUCCUGCUCAGCACUCCCCCCUGGAGGCACCUCGAUGUCACUGCGUUUCUCAGGAGAAGCGCAGCAGGGUUCAAUAUUUGCUGUUCAGGUUUCCUUUGUUUUUCUUUUUAGUUUCUUUUCAUGCUCUUCUUUUUGUUUUGUUUGACGUCUGUGUUAAUUGGAUAAGAAUGGAGGGUGUAAGUGAGACAAGCAGUGAUAUUAGUGGCAGAUUUUUUUUCUUUUCGCUGUGACUCGGCCUUGUGUGAGGAGAGAAUGUUGUGGUUGUUCUGGGUCGUACGGUUAAGUCAAGUCUGCAGAUGAAAGCUCUGUGAGAGAGGGACACACAAGCACACAGACGUGCAAACACUAGCACUAAUACACAAAGACACACAAAAUCACACUCCAACAUCACUCCUUGAUCAGCCAAACAGAUGCAGGAUCAUUUACACAGUUCAAAUAUCAUUGUAAUGUUGCUAUCAUAGAUACUCAUAUAGUACUUGAUACCAAGUAUUACUUAUGUCUUUAUACACAAGUAUAUUAUGCUACAAGAGCCUAGUGCCUCUUCCCUGAGCCUAGCUAAUGCUAGGCAGGUACCCCUGGCUAAUGCUCACUCCCCAGUCCAGCCCUUUGUCAAUACUCAUCAUAUAGUCUUUAGGCUAUGUUACCAUAGAAACUUAAACCUAAUCCUAGCUCAAUAAUGCAACAACCUGCAAUAACACACCAUAGCAUACUGUGAGACCACACACAACCAGUUAUACGCAUGCAGCUAAUAGCACACACACUCCAUCAUUCUGGACUUUCAAUCAGGUGUGUGUGCGCGCGCGCCUGCAGACUGCUUCAUGGCAAUAAGCUGUUCUCUCUGGUAAGAGUCCCUGCAGGAAACUCAUCCAUCCAGCCUUGCUGUAAAGGCCAAAAAGGACUCUGAUGAAUAAUGGUCCAUAGGAUAUCCUGUGGCUCAUGGACAUUAUGACCACACUGAACCACCAGCGACACACGUACCCAGGUGACUCUCUCACCUGCUCGCCCCUACCUUAAACGUGCUACCAUUUUUUUAGCGUUUCUUUUCAUUUUUAUUUAGGAUUUAGACCUUUUUAAAAGCUCGUUCUGGGGAGUGUUCCUUCUCUGCUCUAUGGACUGAGAUGUUUUUAAGAUUUUUUUAAAAGUCUUAUGUGUGUGCGAGCUGCCGUUUACACGUGUCAUUCCGGAGGAGGGUUUGUCCAGCUCCCCCCCCCCCCCCCCCCCCCCCCCCCCAUUCUGCAGCAACUCAGGACAGGAUCACGCUCACAGGAAUACACAGCCAACAGAGAGCGAGAGAGACUCUUCUCUUCUACACAGUCUUAUCUUUAUCCCCUCGGUGGGAAUGCGCUGGUACAUUUCCACAGACAUGGCAUAGAGGGGAAGGAGAGAGAGAAAGGCUCUUCUGUUUUUCAGCUGGGAAUGGAGAGAGAGUGUUUUUUUUUUUUUUUAUGCCUGUCUAUGACUAGGGAGAGAUGGUCCAAUGCUUUCUAUGGCAAGGAAGACUGAAGAAAGGUGGAAAGGAUAUGUACUAAUGUGUAUGUGCUGCAAUGCACAGUAAAGGUUUAGCUAGUUAUACAGGAUUGAAUGAUGGAAGUAUUUUUCCAGGUUUGUCAUUAUCAGAAAGAAGAGCGAGGACUGUGUAAAAGGCACGUGGUGUAGAUUCAUCUUUUUUUAUAUAUAUAUCCUCUGUUGGUGAGAGAUGAGUGAGGGACUGUAAGUAAAGUGCAUGUCAGUGACGGUGUGGUAAGAUUGGUAGGUGGCAUUGACAGGGUUGUAGUGAGGAGGUAAAGAUAUUGGUAAUCCUAGUGAAAGACUGCAUGAGGGCAUGGUUGUAUCAGUGUUAUACAAAUGUUUUCUAACGUUGUCCUCAAAGAUGUAGACUUCCAGCUGGUCCAGCUGACUUCCAACUCUUUCUCUUUUUAUAAUAUAAUUGUCUGUUUUUUUUUGGUGUGUGUUUUUCGCAAAUCAACAGCUUGUGCAACAGGGAAUGCUUUAAUGUAGGUAGAUUUUGUCCUGUAGUUUUUGUCAUGUGGUUCUGUAGUUGUAGUGAACAUGGGAUUGCCUUCCCAGAAUGCUCUGCUUCUGAGUGCAUAGAACGUGAACACACUUGUUUAACCCCGUACAAUAUCUCAUGACCUCAGAAUACGCCUCCUACAAUGACAGGUAUCAAUGUAUGACUCAUACCCUAGGACAGGGGAGAAUGACUCGUACCCUAGGACAGGGGUGAAUGACUCGUACCCUAGGACAGGGGUGAAUGACUCGUACCCUAGGACAGGGGUGAAUGACUCGUACCCUAGGACAGGGGUGAAUGACUCGUACCCUAGGACAGGGGUGAAUGACUCAUUCCAUGGAGGGCCUAGUGUCUGCUGGUUUUUGUUUUUUCCUUUCAAUUAUGACCUAGACAACCAGGUGACGGGGGGUUCCUUACGGGUAGUCAGCGACCUUAAUUCACCAAUCAAGUAAAAUGGCUGAGCGAAAACCCACACACUCGGCUCUCAGUGGAAGGAGGUUGACACGUGCCGUAGGAUAUCUGGAGUCUCUCCAGAACGCUAAAACACCUGUUUUCAGGGCACCAUGUGGUCUUGCUAGAUCUUCCCAUCCAAUAAUUGUCCAUUUUGUACAUUCAGGUGUGGCUACUUUAUGUAUAUAAUGGUAUGCCUGUGUGUGUGUGUCUGGUUUAUUCAUUUUGAGAUUAUACAGGUAACUGCCAAAAUAAAGGAAACGCCAACAUAAAGUGUCUUAAUAGGGUUUUGGGCCACCACGAGCCAGAACAGCUUCAAUGCACCUUGGCAUAGAUUCUACAAGUGUCUGGAACUCUACUGGAGGGAUGCAACACCAUUCUUCCACGAGAAUUGCCUUCAUUUGUAGUUUUUUGUUGAUGACGGCGGUGGAAAACGCUGUCUCAGGCUCGCGCUCCAGAAUCAAUUGGGUUGAGAUCUGGGGAAUGAGACGGCCAUGGCACAGGAUUUGCAUUGUUUUCGUGCUCAUCAAACCAUUUAGUGACCCCUUGUGCCCUGUGGAAGGGGGCAUUGUCAUCCUAUGGGGGGGCAUAGCCAUGGUAGUCAAGAUAAUGGACAAAAUUAUACGUUACCCUAAGUAUAUGUUAAUUGCUUAAUUAACUCAGGAAACACACCUGUGUGGAAGUACCUGCUUUCAAUAUAUUUUGUAUCCCUCAUUUACUCAAGUGUUUCCAUUAUUUUGGCAGCUUCCUGUAGAUCCACUGAACCAUUACUCAGUGCUUUCUUUCACCACUAGGAGGCACACUGCAGCUCACCCACAGGCCAAGCAUGUACAUACAUAUGCAGUACAGUGUGGAAUAAUAGCUCUUUGAGUCCUCAUAAACUAUGGUCCCAAAUGUGCUCUUCUUCCCCUGGCAGGUGUUAUGGUGGGACAGUGAACUGGCUUUGAGAGUGCCUCCACCCGCAGUCUAUCUGGGGAUGUCGCUCCUCUUGUUGUUCAAGGAUAUUAAUGGCCAACUCAUCUCACCCCAUUUAGGCUCGGUAGUGGUCUGCCAAUCAGAGUCCUACAUCAGAUAUGUCCCUUGAAUGUUGCGCUGACGAAUUUCCUUGCCAUAGUGAGGGGAGUGGGGGGUGAGGUGAGUUUUGCCUAUGUUGGUUAAGGGGAGGGAAAUAUUUUCUUUUAAGGUAGGGAGGGUUAGUACGGUGUGGGAGAUGUGGACACCAGGGCAUCCUAUGUACUGGGCCCUGACAAGGAUCUGAUAUUUUUGAGAGACCGAGCGGUUCAUUUAUGUCUAUUCAACCAAUCCAUCUUUUGAGGGGAAUGUUUCUGAAGGGCUUGUACAGAAUCAUGUUUUCAAGUUAGAUGGGCUAGUAUCCAAAACACACAAAGGGAAGCGAGUUUAAACACAAAACUCCUUGACUGGUCUGAAACCUCAUCCCUGUGAAUGUAUGUCGAAGUGUCCUGGGGGGGUGUCUUCCCCCAAAGCUCCUCUGCAAAAUGGCUGGCACACCCAUGCCAAUCGUCCUAGGGAAAAUUGAGUGGGCAUAUAUGUGUGCCCACUCUGAUUAUCAAGUCUUUGGGUUGAGGGAGGGCAAGGACAGGUGCAACCUUUUGUGAUAUUCAGAAUAAACGGUCAUCACCACCCAUGAUGAUGGUGAUACUGAUAAUGACAAUGUUGAAAUGAUAUAAUGUUGGUAAGAUAUGACUGACAAAUGUUUCACAUGACAAUGUUUGAGCCAAUCUGUCUCUCAUGCAUUCCUGUCAAUAGACAGAAAAAUACUGAAGAUUUAAAAAUAAAAAUAAAUGGAAAUAAACAUCUCAAAAAAAGAAAA